Messenger RNA from Plenodomus lingam JN3, 168 nucleotides. RefSeq lists its product as uncharacterized. The record is from RefSeq and is a predicted model, not a curated record. NCBI's taxonomy places the organism in Eukaryota, Fungi, Ascomycota, Dothideomycetes, Pleosporales, Leptosphaeriaceae.
AUGCAGGGCUUGUCCAAGUCGGGAGUCCAAGACCAGGAACACGCUUGGGCCAACUGCCACUCCCACUCCCACUUCACUGUCGCUGCCUCUCCCACCGUUCCCAUCACCACCACCUCCACCACUGUCUGUCUAGGUAUAAGGCAUAUCGCGAUAGCUACUCGCGCCUAG